AUGGGAUCCAGGAGGUUUGAUUCUAGAACAACUAUUUUUUCUCCGGAAGGGCGUUUGUAUCAAGUUGAAUAUGCCCUUGAGUCCAUAUCACACGCAGGGACAGCCAUAGGAGUCAUGGCAAAGGAUGGGAUCGUGUUGGCAGCAGAGAGAAAGGUCACAAGCAAACUGCUGGAACAGGGCAGCUCGAGCGAAAAGCUUUAUAAGUUGAACGAUAACAUCACAGUGGCUGUCGCAGGCCUAACCGCAGAUGCCGAAAUCCUAAUAAACACGGCGCGGCUAUUCGCACAAAACUACCUGAAGUCUUAUAACGAGGAGAUUCCCGUGGAGAUUCUGGUAAGACGCCUCAGCGAUGUCAAGCAGGGCUACACGCAACAUGGUGGUCUGAGACCUUUUGGUGCAUCAUUUAUCUACGCGGGCUACGACGACCGCUACGGAUACCAGUUAUACACUUCCAACCCAUCAGGCAACUAUUCUGGAUGGAAGGCGAUCAGUGUGGGAGCUAACACAUCUGCUGCUCAAACUCUGCUGCAGAUGGACUACAAAGAUGACAUUACAGUUGAGGAGGCCACAGAGCUUGCGCUCAAAACACUGUCUAAAACCACAGACUCGAGCACCCUGACCCCAGAACGCGUUGAGUUUUCGACAAUCACGAAGCUCGACAAUGGCAAAAUCGCACAGAAAAUCUUCAAGCCACAGGAGAUCGAGACUCUGUUGAACAAAACAGGUGUCACGAAGAAAGAGAACGACGAUGAGUAA
Messenger RNA from Lachancea thermotolerans CBS 6340, 756 nucleotides. It is a transcript of the gene PRE9, whose product is annotated as proteasome core particle subunit alpha 3. Gene Ontology annotation, biological process: ubiquitin-dependent protein catabolic process. The record is from RefSeq and is a predicted model, not a curated record. NCBI's taxonomy places the organism in Eukaryota, Fungi, Ascomycota, Saccharomycetes, Saccharomycetales, Saccharomycetaceae. The coding region runs from base 1 to 756 and encodes 251 amino acids. Gene Ontology annotation, cellular component: nucleus; proteasome core complex; proteasome core complex, alpha-subunit complex. The transcript has a single exon.